CCCUACUUUAUAAAAGUCGGAGAGCAUGUGUAUGUUUGUUAAUUAUUAUUGCUGAAGUAAUAUCUACUCAAUUGGUGCAAUCUCCGCGCACCGAUUUUACUGGAACCAGCAAAUCUGGGUUAAAUUGUAUAUAUAUGUGAGAGCAAGAAACGACAAUUAAUUUGGUUAUUCCAUCGUGUGAUGUAUGAUGUGGCCAACAUAGUGUAUUUACGGAAAUACCCAAUAAAAUGGAAAUACCCAAUUAUUCAUGCUGAUCACGAGUCAUAAAAAUUAAAAAGUGAAAAACAAGAUUAAUUAAAAGAUUACACCGGAUAUUUUUAAAAGCAUGGAUGAAAAUCCUCCCGGUAUACAGCCUCUAUAUGGAUACCCAGAGGUGGAGAAGGGGAUAAAGAUGGACGUUACAGAGGAGCAUGUGAAAGCCAAUCUGAAGUCAUUCGAUGGCAAAAAAGUUGAAGACUCUCAUUGGGCCAACCAGUGGUGGCUGAAGGGAUGUGACUCGGUGACAGAUGAGAACGCAGAACAUGACUUUGUGUCAGUUUGUGGUGAAAAAAAGAAAUGCUGGGGGAGUAGCGUAUCACCGUGGGAAGGUCGACACAGUUCCAUACUGUGCGAUGAAGACAAUGAAGACCCGCUUCUUACACCGAGUCUUCAAUUAAUGGGAGAGUUUUACGAAGGAAAGAGUGUAACGCCGACAGAACACUACCAGAUACCUGUUUCUGGCAAGAAUUUGAUUCAGUUAAAGGACGACACUACACUAUGUGGUAAAGUCAGUAAGCUGAUCCUCCCUGAUGGUGGAGCACCGACACCUCUCACACACACAAGUUGCUAUCUUCCUACUCCACCGAUAGCGUGCCACAAAGUUCACUCACCAUUCGCAAGAUACCGAUGCAAAGCGUGUGGGGAUGAGCAAAGCGAUGAGUGGCAUGUUUCUAAACUGCUGACAGGCAAGGGAGGUUUUGGUAAAGUGUAUCAAACAGACCACUUCGGCAUACGUUUGGCGAUUAAGCAAUUCAACGAAUGCAAUUGCAAGCGCGUGAAGGGAGGAGAAUGCUGUGAUAGUUGCGCAGAGAGCAGACAGAGAGAGAUUGCUACUUUGAUUCAGCUCCAGCAUCACAACAUCGUCACCAUCAUGGGCCACUGUGAGGGACAUCACGAGUUCCUGAUGGAAUUAAUGACAGGAGGCACUAUUGCGGAUCUAGUUGCAAAUCUAGUUGCAAAUAAAAAAAAACUAGGUAUAUACGUAAUAUUGUCGUAUACAAUUCAAGUUACUCAGGCUCUGGAUUAUAUCCACGAGGAAGGAUACAUACACAGAGAUCUGAAAGGUAGAAACUUGCUUCUUGACGAGACAAGAAAGAUCGCGAAAAUAGCAGAUUUUGGCCUGACGGUCAGGUUACAGCCCUGUCAGAAGGAAGUAACUGACGAUGGCACGCCCGGUACGCCUGUCUUUAUGGCACCAGAGGCUGUGAGCAAGGGGAAAUUCAGCAAGGCCAGCGACAUUUGGUCACUCGGUUGCUGCGUGUUUGAAAUGGCUACUGGAAAGCUGCCCUGGAACGUCAAAAAUGAUUGUCAAGCCAUAUGGCAGAUUGGUAACGCAAAAGACCCGCCAGAUAUUCCAGAUGACGUCCACCCAAAGUUGAAACACGUCAUCGAGUGGUGUAUGCAGAUUGAGCCGAACAAACGUCCCACCACCAGGGAGCUUCUCCAGUGGUUACAGGAUGUUUGCUUUGAUCAAUACCAAUACCAGAAGUGUGAACCAUACUGACGAUCUUAUGAGAUAUCUGGAAAAAUACGUCGAUGUCGAGUGUGUAUUGUUCUUUAAUAAUUGACUAGUAAAUACCUGAUAAUCAUUGCUUUAGUUGACCGACAAUAACAUAUUUUUAAGUGGUAAAAAUGACUAAGUUGUGCUAUACAAUCAAUUUAUUUCCUUAUUAUUGGGAAAACAAUGUACAUCAAGGCCAGUCGACGUUGUUCAUGGUUUCGUGUAAACCUUUUGCAGAUGGAACUUGACUUUUCCCAUAUUAAGACGAUCUUAUUGCGUACAAGUAUAUUUUUACAUUUUAAAAAUGAGAUAGAAUCCUAGUUAUGUUGUUUUCGUGCUUUACCCAGUUUUUGUCUUGUGUAUUCAUGACUGUUUGCAAUUGGUGAAUACCAUUAAUAAAGGAGUUUGUGCUACGAUAAGGUUCUUUUUUGCUGACGUAGCUGCAGUUUAACUCUUAAUAUCAUUUUUGUUACGGUAAACUCAAUGUAGUACUAUGAAAAUAAUUAUUAAAAUAAAACAGUGUUUUAAUGAG
Messenger RNA from Dreissena polymorpha, 2291 nucleotides. RefSeq lists its product as uncharacterized. NCBI's taxonomy places the organism in Eukaryota, Metazoa, Mollusca, Bivalvia, Myida, Dreissenidae. Gene Ontology annotation, biological process: protein phosphorylation. Gene Ontology annotation, molecular function: protein kinase activity; ATP binding. The record is from RefSeq and is a predicted model, not a curated record. The transcript is spliced from 12 exons. Bases 326 to 1762 code for a protein of 478 amino acids.